AUGAAUAUCUUUCGAUUUUCUGGUGAUAUGCUUCACCUCACCAGCAUCAUGCUGCUGGUCUUCAAGCUCCAUCGCAGCAAGAGCUGUGUCGGCGUCUCUUGCAGGAUGCAGGAGAUCUAUGCCGUGGUCUUCAUUUGUCGCUACCUUGACCUGCUGUGGAGCUUCAUUUCUGUCUACAACACGGUCAUGAAGAUCACCUAUAUCACGACAACGUGCUAUUUGAUUUACUUGAUGCGUUUGAAGACGCCAAUCUGCCAGACCUACGAGAGAAGCACAGAUUCCUUCCAGUAUGAGCUCUAUUUGCUUGGCCCAGCAUUAGUUCUCGGGCUCAUUUGCACAGAGGAAUACACCAUCCCGGACAUCCUGUGGUCCUCCUCAAUUUGGCUCGAAAGUGUGGCCAUCAUUCCGCAGCUCGUCUUGCUCCAACAGAUCCGAGAAGUGGAGAAUCUCACCUCUGACUUCGUAGGCUGCAUGGGUGCAUACCGUGCUUUCUACAUAUUGAACUGGAUUUAUCGGUACUUUGCAGAGGACUACGUGAAUGUUGUUGGCUGGAUCGGUGGGCUCUUGCAAACUGGCCUCUACUGCGACUUCUUCUAUUACUAUGCCAAGAGCAAGUGGUAUGGUAGUAAGCUGGUGCUACCUGUCGCAUCCUGA
Messenger RNA from Durusdinium trenchii, 654 nucleotides. The record is from the annotation of a GenBank genome assembly. Lineage: Eukaryota; Dinophyceae; Suessiales; Symbiodiniaceae.